Messenger RNA from Stegodyphus dumicola, 2112 nucleotides. RefSeq names its product organic cation transporter protein-like. NCBI's taxonomy places the organism in Eukaryota, Metazoa, Arthropoda, Arachnida, Araneae, Eresidae. Gene Ontology annotation, molecular function: transmembrane transporter activity. Gene Ontology annotation, biological process: transmembrane transport. The record is from RefSeq and is a predicted model, not a curated record. Gene Ontology annotation, cellular component: membrane.
CAUCAGUUUUAAACAUCAUCUUCUUCCAAAUAUUUCCUCUUCUCUACUAACAAGGAUCGCAACACUCGUUUGACAACCGCGCUUAGAUGUACGUACACUGUAGUCUGCGUGUUCAUUUUAACAUAAAAAAAAGUGAGUGAAACGUUUCAAGCUGCCUGAAGCCCCUUCUUAAAGGAGAGCAGAAAAUGAAGCAUAAAAAAAGUAGUCAGACUAUUCAUAAUGAUGCCAAACUUUCGGAGAACAAAUCAGAUCCAAUUGAAUUCACCGACAUCGUCGGUGGCAUUGGCAGGUGGCAAGUUAUGCUUCUUCUUACUACUUUGUUAUCUGGACUUCCCAUUGCAUGGAACCAUCUUGGAAUGGCAUUUUUGGCUUUCCCUGUGGACCACUGGUGUGCAAGACCAAAUGGAAUGAAUGAAUCGCUAGAAACAUGGUUUGCAGAUUACCUUCCAAAUGAGAAAACUGAAGGAAAGCUACAACACAGUCAGUGCGAAAUGUUCGCUCUAAACCAAUCUACUGCUGAAGUCGAUCGGACAAAGACUGUUCCAUGUAACACUUGGGAGUUUUCUACGGGGUACUAUUCCCUCAUAGAAGAAUGGCAUGUAGUGUGCAGCAGAGAUUGGAUGCUUUCUACCAGUCAGUCGGUAUAUAUGCUUGGUUUCCUUGCUGCUGUUCUCGUUUCUGGUCAAAUCGCUGAUCUGUAUGGACGUCAUCCUACUAUGAUGUUGAAUAUCGUGAUACUUCUUGUAGCUGGAAUGGCUGCAGCAUUUGCAAACUCAUUCCUCGUGUUCACAAUUUUUAGGUUUUUUAUAGCAUUUGGACACGCUGGAAUUGGUCUUGUUAUUUAUGUGCUUUUUAUUGAAACACUUGGAUCACAGUACCGAGCAUAUUACGUUUUCCUUCACGGUUUUGGAUGGCAUAUAGGCUAUGUAUUGCUUCCCCUCAUUGCCUGGUGGUUAAAAAAUUGGUUUUAUUUGCAGCUGUUUAUGACAAUACCUUGUGCUCUUUUCUUCCUGUAUUAUUGGAUUGUUCCAGAAUCUCCCCGCUGGCUGUUGUCGAAGGGUAAACUAGACAAAGCAAUUCCUAUAUUAGAGCUUGCAGCAAAAAUGAACAAAAAGGAUGUAAAGGACCUUGAAACUCAAGCUAAAAAGAUCUGUUUCCUAGAAAAUGAAGAAGGAAACAAAGCAUCUAAAGCAUCUGUUUUGGACCUCUUGCGCACACCCAAUUUAAGGAUGAAAACUUUAAUUUUGUACUUCGUGUGGAUGACAAUUGCUUUUACAUAUUACGGAUUGUCUCUGAAUACGAAUGCUUUACAAGGAAAUGACUAUCUAAAUUUCUUCCUCUCGGGCCUCAUGGAAAUUCCAGCAACAAUAUUCUGUAUGCUAACACUGGAUCGCUUUGGCAGGAAGAAACCUUUUAUAUUCACUUUAAUGGUCGGAGGAUUAUCCUGUUUUGGAUUCGUUUUUGUCCCUGAAAGUGCUCCUGGAAUAAAAAAGUCUCUUGCGAUGGCCGGCAAACUUUUCGUUUCGGCUUCUUUUACAAUCGUUUAUGUAUAUUCAGCUGAAAUUUUUCCCACUGUGGCUCGAAACGCUGGAAUUGGAUCUAGCUCCACAAUAGCAAGAAUUGGCUCUGCUAUAGCGCCUUUUAUGAGAGAUUUGGGUAAUGUUACAAGUCCAGCAGUGCCUCUUGGAAUAUUUGGAGGUCUUUCAGUUAUCAGUGCGUUACUGGUUAUCAAACUUCCCGAAACGAAUACAUUUCCAGUUCCUGAAACCCUUGAACAGGCAGAAAACUUUGGGAAGAAAACUUAGCUAAUGGAAUAAAGGACGAAGAUUAUUUUAAUAAUGGUCAUCUCUUCAGAUCAUCUGUGAAUCUCAGCAAAUAUGGGUGACAUUGCCCAGCGACUGAACUGAAGAUAUGAAUUAUCUGUUGAAAGAAGUUCUUUUUUUUUUCAUAUUCACUAUUUUAUGCUUGUUACAGGCUCGAAAUAUAUAAUUCAUUAAAAACUUGUUAACCUUUUAAAAUGUUGUGAGCAUGCCAUAUGUUUUCAUGUGUGUAGGUGUUUUUUCAGGAUGUAAAAUUUAUUUUUUCGUAUUAAAUACUUAAUUAUGAAUUCAA